UUUCCUUCCCGCCUCCUAGAAUUUUACCUCGAUCUUUUAAACGUACUGUACCACAACCACGUAGUCUCUGUUCUAUCGAAUCGGGCUCUCAGUACGCCCCGAUCCCCAGAAGAACACUGGCUGCUGAGGAGGUUCGUCUGUCACGCAGUCGAUCCCCAAUACGCGGCGCAGUAUGUCGCCAGGAGAAUCGAAGCCCAUGCUCCUAACGACGUCGGAGGCGUCUUGCGAGAUAUGAAAAGCGAGUGGAAACAAUUGGUCCAGAAAUUCUCGCAGCGAGUUGAUGUACCGCUAGGUCUCGAAGGCCUGGUCCGACGCCGGGAUAGCGAUCAAUGCUGUCUCGGUGGUUCUAUGGUUGAUCCAAGCGCUAGAGGCGUUUCGCGUGCGGAACCUGCUUGGAUCAUUCCACCUAACAUCUUUCACGAUGGCCAACUAGUCCCCGAAGUAAGCAGCCUUGUCGGAAGAGAGAACUGCCUGUUGUUAACGUCGGGUGGAACCUGCCUUUUAGACCCAGGGAUCACUUUGUCCACUCUUGGAUGCCUAUUUAACGCCCGCCAAAGUAUCCCAACUACAAACGAAGCUCUCCCAUAUGAGCCACGAAGACUGAACGGGAUAGUCGACUGGGAAUAUGCCGGAUACUACCCCGAGUAUUGGGAGUUCACCAAAGCCAUGUACGGGAUCAUCAACCAUCCGGAGCUGGAGAAGAUCCAUUGGGACGCAUUCGGGAGAUGUGUACAAAGACGAGCUGGAGGUCGAAAGACUAUGGCACGAAUCUCCGUUUGGUCUGUAACUUAGUGCACUCCUCUAUCGGACAUAUGCUGUCAAGUCUAGAAUAACGAUUUCCCGGGGGAGAACCCCCGGACCCCCCUUCUUUUUCAACUUCCUGGACA
Aspergillus fijiensis CBS 313.89 is the source of this 887-nucleotide messenger RNA. RefSeq lists its product as uncharacterized. The transcript has 3 exons. The coding region runs from base 232 to 792 and encodes 186 amino acids. Lineage: Eukaryota; Fungi; Ascomycota; Eurotiomycetes; Eurotiales; Aspergillaceae. The record is from RefSeq and is a predicted model, not a curated record.